AGGAAGAAGAUUUGAAGGUUUCUGCGGGCUGCUGGGCAUGUUUUUAUAUUUAAUAAGUCAUAAAGUGUCAUGGAGCUCCUGCAGCGGCUCCUGGAUCAGUUCAGCCCCAGCGGGGAAGCGGAGUCCACGUGGCUGGAGGAGAUGUGCAACUUCGUCUCUGAGCAGCUGGCUCCGCUCCUCUCUGGCCCCGCCCCCUUUGCUGCUGACGACCUGCUGACAGGUGUGUGCGUGUGUUUGGUGAAGAAGAUCCAGGAGAGCAGGCCGCUCACACACACCUUACCUGUCAGCUACAGGCCGCUGUGUGUCUCUGAGCUGUUGUCCCAGCAGCACCUGUCCUGCGUCAGUAACCUGUCCUGGAGCACCAAUCAGCAGCAAACGUGGGCUGAGGAGGCGGAGCUCUCUGUGCCAGGUCACCACGUUCUGCCGCGGGUCAGCCUGCUGCUGAUUGGCUGUCUGACAGAGGGGCGGGGCCAUUGGAGGCUGACGGAUGCCAGCGGCAGUGUCCCCUGUGAGUGCCUGUCUCCCUCUCCUCUGUGGCUGAAUCAACCUGUCUUCCUCCCUCACUGGAACUACAUCCCCCAUGAUGUCGCAGGGCAGGGCGAGGCCGGAGGUUACCUGGAGCUGAUUUGUUCUCCUGUUUUGCUGUCUCCUUGUCCUGAGCAGCAAUUGGCUGAUGGUCCUGAAGGGGGGGCGGGGCUUAGCAGAGCGGUGGGAGUCAGAGAGGCUGCAGGUUUAAUACAGGACAGAACCCGUGGACAGCGUGUCUCUGUGUAUGGACGGGUGUCGUCAGUGUGCCCUCUUCUGGUCGUGGCAGGAACUCCGUUCUUUGUCUUCUGGUUGACGGACAGGGGCGCUGCGCUGCCAGUCCUGGUGAAGGAGCCAGGCCGGCUGUGGUGGGCGGGGCGUGUGUGUGUGGGUCAGAGUGUUUGUGUGACGGUGCUGCGUGUGUGUGUGUUGCGAGGCUGGAGAGGAAACAACAUCCUGUGUGUGACUGACCGCUCAGAGAUGCACACAGACGACACACACACGCACGCUGCCUCGCCGCCACCGGACACGCCCCCGCUGCUGCCGGACACGCCCCCGCCGCCGCUGAUGUCACGCGCCGAUGACAGCGGUGAGGAGGCGGAGCCAGAGAGAGACAACGUCCAAUCAGCUGUCAGGAUGAAGCCGUCCAGAGUCAUCAGCUACCAGGGCACUGUGACAGAGGUGGUGAGUGAGGGGGCGGGGCUGUAUGUGAUUGACAGGAAGGUGGGGCUAUGUCUGGCCUAUCAGCCGGCGCUGAGGAGGAACCUGCGACCAGGUGACACGGUGGAGCUCCAUCACGUCCACUUCCUGUACCGGGCGUGUCCUGACCUUUCUCCCAGCAUGCUCUGCACCUGUCUGCGUUCCAGCCUCAGGGUCACGACCUUCAGCAGACUGCGGCGCUCGCCGACUGAACGCCGCUGCCCCGGGGACGCCGUGUUACCACGGUUACUGCUGGAGAAGAACAUGGGCGUGUCAGAGUAUCUGUGGACCUGUCACCUGAGCUCCCAGCUCUCACACAGUCUGGUCCCCAGUGUGUUGCAGCAGCAGUGUGUGUGUCUUCUGUCCUGGAAGUUGAUGGAGUGUGUGUUGGGACAGGGACGAGGACGGAGACGGAGGGACAUCUACUCAGAGAUGUUGGACGAACCACACACCUGUCCUCUGACACAGUACCGAGUAGACCCUGCAGUGCAUCAGUACCUCAGUGUGUCGGAGCUCCUGGCGUCCCUGCAGUCCGAAUGGUCCUCAGUGUCCCCGCCCUCCGAUGGAUCUGGUCUGAGCCGGUCCUGGUGCUGCAGGAGGCUGGCUUCUGACCCCGCGGCGGGAGCCUGUCUCAGGCGACGUCCCCUGCUGCUGGUUGGCGUGCUGGAGCUGCCGUCGGUGGCGAGCGGCGCCCUGCAGCUCCGAGACGGGACGGCUGCCAUCGACUGUGUCGUCACGGAAACCAGAGAAGAAAAAGGAGGAGGACAGAGGGAGUCCUCCAAUACAGCCUGGAUAGGCUGUCUGGUGUGUGUCCAGCACUUCACCAUGGUAACAGAGAGAUUGCUCCAAUCAGAUUUCCCUUCUGACCAACACCUGAACCAGGACCAGUACAACACAUACACACACUGCAGAGUGUACCUGCAGUUCUCUCUGGACCUCGUCCACAUCCUGAGCCCGUCUGUUGCCAUGGGGACACACCUGCAGCGGCGGGGUGAUGAUGUCACAGCGGGAGGUCAGCCAUCAGGCGGGAAGAGGAGAAGAGAAGAAGAAGAAGCAGGGCCCUCGUCCUCCUCCUCUGUUACUGUGGCGACCGGCUGCCGGCCCUGCGCCUCCGUUGUGAUCAGGGUGCAGCAGAAGGAGGGCGUGGCCUGGAGGAACACGGGAGCGGGGCUAGGGCGGAGGGGGGCGGGGCUGACACCCUGCUUCUCUGUCAGAGCUGCUGUGAUUGGUCCAGUGGUCCGCUGGGGGCGGGACCCAAAGAACCAGCCAAUGAUGGACAGGGAGGCGGGGACAGAGGAGCAGCAGGUGGUUCUGGUGCUGUCAGGUGUGGCAGCACGCUGGUUUCCUGUUCUGCAGAUCAACUGUUUCUACAGACUCAUCACUCCCAACACACAGGAUCCAAGUGUUCUGAUUGGCUGUGGAGUCUCCGGGAGGAGCAGCGUGGAGCUCCACACUGACUCCACCCUGCAGGUGCGCUCUGAUUGGAGGUUCCACACUCUGACACGCCCCCUGCUGCUGCACACCUGCACACAGGCUCUCUCGCCCUCAGUCCUCUCUCUCUCUGAGGUCCUGGACUGCAGGUCAGAGUUGGUGUGUUUUCAGGCUCAGGUGUUGGACAGAAUCAAUCUGAAUGACAGGACCUCUGAGUCUGCUGCAGGUGUGUGGUCAGGUGUGUGUUCAGGUGUGCGACUUACAGUGUGCGACCACACUGGGAGGAGUCUUCAGGUGUACCUUGAUUUAAGCCACACCCCCUAUCCACUUGGCCUGUUGCCAGGCAACACACUGCUACUGUCUGCUUUCCAGAGGAGAGUGUCCAGGUCAGGAAGUGUGUACUUCAGGUCUCUUCCUGUCAGUUUAGUGUGUGUCGUCUCAUUGGGAGAUCUGAGCUUGGCCCCGCCCCCUCCUGCUCCCAUGAUGCACCUGAGUGAGUGGACGCUGAGUGAGCAGAGGUGCAUCGUGGGUCAGGUCAGAGGUCACGUGGUGUGUUUCCUGUUCCUGCAGCUGCAGUGGAGCUGCUCACAGUGUGGCAGCGUAUAUGCACAGAACUGUUCCAGCUCUCAGUGUCGUUCGACAUCGUCCAUCUUUAAGUCCGAAGCAAAGCUGGUGAUGGAUGACGGGACAGGUGAGGCUCACGUCUGGUUCUCAGGUGUGCUGGUCCGUCCUCUGCUGGGAUUGGCUGAUUCUCAGUGGGAGGGGCUUCAGAGAGCGCUCAGGGUCAGAGGUCAAGUCACAGUGUACCCCCGGGGUCGGAGCCUGGUGUGUGACUCUGACGACCCUCUCCUGCACUUCCUGUUGUGUGUGUGCAGCAGUGACAUCGUGUGUCGUCAGCUUCGUCUCACCUGCAGGAAACUCAACAACCGGAGAUCAGAAGAGAUGAAGAGAUUCAGUCGAGGAGAACGAGACUUCAUGACCAGAGUGACUCCUCCUCUGCAGCUCACCUGUUUGCACCUAGACUGACUGAGCUCACCUGGACCGACUGAGCUCACCUGGACACAGACAGGAGGAGGCUGAGUCAGCUCACCUUCAGUCUGAAUGUGAUGUUUGUUUUACAGAAAGUUUUGAUGUUUAUUUUAAUGAAAUAAAAAGUAUUU
Messenger RNA from Centropristis striata (black sea bass), 3815 nucleotides. RefSeq names its product CTS telomere maintenance complex component 1 (gene ctc1). The record is from RefSeq and is a predicted model, not a curated record. Gene Ontology annotation, biological process: positive regulation of DNA replication; telomere maintenance via telomere lengthening. Gene Ontology annotation, cellular component: CST complex. The coding region runs from base 70 to 3681 and encodes 1203 amino acids. The transcript has 23 exons. Lineage: Eukaryota; Metazoa; Chordata; Actinopteri; Perciformes; Serranidae. Gene Ontology annotation, molecular function: single-stranded DNA binding; telomeric repeat DNA binding.